AUGGGAAAACCGAGGCGCAGAGCUCCUCGAGACCGAACAGAGGGUGACGGUGAUAGCGGCGGUCGUGGCGAAAAUGAUGCAGAAGCUGAGGCGAUCGUGGGGUCUGAACGUGGAACCAAUGUGGGAGACAUGGUAUGGGCUCCCUCUGCAGCAAUGGCGACGGCAUUUGUCCUUCUCAUCCGUUUGCUGUCGGCCGGAACCACGUGCGUUGGCGAUUGCGAUGAAACCUACAACUACUGGGAGCCGCUUCACUACCUUCUAUACGGCUUUGGGUUUCAGACAUGGGAGUACGCGCCUCAGUUUGCCCUGAGAAGUUAUUUCUACCUGCUACCUUCUGUAACUGCGGCGAGGGCAUCGGAGAUAUUUUUGUCCUUAUUUGGCCAAGGGAACGACAAACCGCAGAUCUGGCUGGGAGUGAGGCUGUUUCAUGUUUUGUGCUGCACGUUGUGCGAGGUGCUGAUGUACCUGGCCGUCAAGCAAAAGUUCGGAAGGCGUGCAGGAGGCUUCUUCCUCCUCUUGUCCGCCACGUCUGCUGGCAUGUUCGUCUCUGCCCCGGCACUUCUCCCAUCGUCAUCAAGCAUGACGCUCUUCAUGCUUGUCAUGGCGAUGUGGCUCCAGGGGCAGUUCAGCCGUGCGAUUUUGGUGGCCAUGCUGUGCGUGUUCGGUACGGGCUGGCCGUUCGUUGGUGUAAUCUUCAUUCCGAUGCUGCUUAACUGCGCUUGGUUACGUCUGAGGCGAGGGACAUCGUUCGCCGAGGGUCUUGGGGCGGCAACCGCGUCGGCUACGUGGGCCGUGAUUUGCGCAGUCGCCAUCGCAAGCUUGGCGACUUGGAUUGAUAGUGGCUGGUACGGUCGGACCACCUCCCCAACCUUCAAUAUCUUACGGUACAACGUUUUGGACGCCGGCGAGGGCCGAGGUGACGAGCUUUAUGGCGUAGAGCCAGCAUCGUACUACGUGAAGAAUCUCUUCUUGAACACCUCCGUGGCCUUCCCUCUCGCUGUGGUGCUCCCCCUCCUAGCCUUGCCUCUGUACCCCAUGGCCGACAAGGUUGCGAAGUCAGAACUGAGGCAGAAGCUACUCAUGUGUUCCCCAGGGCUGCUGUGGCUUGCAAUCAUGUUCUCCAAGCCUCACAAGGAGGAACGUUUUCUCUAUCCGGUCUACCCUUCCAUUUUUCUUGCGGCAGCAUGCACGCUAGACAUCAUCGUGCAGGCUGCUAGUGAGCUCGUGGAGAAGUUUCGUGACGACGCACGGGCGGACAGGAAGCUCCUACCGCAGGCGAUGGCCAUGGCAUGUGUGCUGUUUGCAGCGUGCCUCGGCAUGUGCCGUACUGCAGCCGUCGUUCGAUUCCACAACACUCCAUGCAAUGUCUUCAAGUUUGUAUAUUACCGAGAGUUUCGGUCUUACUGGGAUGGCCCGCAACAUCUCCAGGCCAGCGAGAUGAUGCAGCCCGUUCGGCUCUGUGUAGGGGGCGAGUGGCAUCGGUACCCCAGCAGCUUCUAUAUCCCCAGCGAGAAAAUUGAAGUCAGCUUCCUAAGGUCUAACUUCCACGGACAGCUUCCCCAGCCAUUCGCGCCCACCGACGGCACCAAGGCGGAACCUCUGCAGUCCUUCAACGAUCUCAACGUAGAAGAAGCGGAGAGGUUUGUCGCACUAGAUGAGUGUGACUACGUUCUAGCUGCACGGUUCAGAGACUACGACCAGUACUCCACCCGCGCGUCCCAGGCAAUGCAGGACAUAUUGAAGACUAAGGAGCAGUGGCAUACGGUUCUGUCACAUAAGUUGCUGGACCCAGAGUUCUCUGAUCCGGCGCUGCGUGCCUUCUUCAUCCCGUUCGUCUCGGAGCGCUUUGUGAGGCAUGGAUUCCUCAGCCUGUACCGUAGAGUCGGGAUCGUCUAGGGAGCUCAGGGGGGGGGUGUUAGACUAGUGCUUGUACAAGUUAGGCAGUGCAUAAGCGGAUUAUGUUUGGCCCGAGGUAACCUGAAACACAUGUGGUGUAGAUAUGUAGGUUAGUUAAACUGGUACGGCUGUAUGUACUCAAUAUCAUGCUUCGAACCGGGACGAGAAGCAUCCGGAAGGACCGUGUUGCACCACCAAGCGCGAAGCCCCGCGGGAUGUUGAGUGAUUCGUAUGGAGGGCGAAAACUUACAGAGAACAGAUAACAGAUUACGGCGCGGGGCAAUCAUGGGCUGAUGAUCGUUAUUUUUUGUCGCACCGUGCCAGUGAGUGCUAUCCACUGAGUGAUGGUCAACGCAUCCAUAUUUUCAGGUAGGGGCGGGGGCGUUGAAAACACAUGGCCAUCUGCUUGGCGAAUAAGCUCGUUUCUCCAUACAAUUUCGCAUGUCAUCGCUUGUGUGCGGGUGAUUCUAUGGAAGCGCUCGAUAUUGCAAGCAACGGAGAGCGAUGCGUGGUUUCCAGCCGCUCUGUACGAGGUAACACCAAUCACCACGUUAGUCAACCUUUAGCUCACGCCCUGGGAUAGUUGAUCAAGAAAACGAUGAAUCAGUUAUCGCGUGGCCGCAACGGUCUCUGCCUACAUGUUUGGAUUAAAUGUUAUUGUCGAAGAGUUGAAGUUUAUAUUACACUGUUGUGUUGUGACUUCACAUUGAAGACCUUACCAAUCUCUCGAUCCAGUACCUUCAUCUGUCCGUACUAGUCUUAACACUUGACGCGGGCGAUUCCCGUGGCCACAGACUAAUUUACCAAAAUAAAAAUGAGCCCGAAGGGUCCGCAAGUCAUAGAAAUCAACGACAGAAAGCCUAGAACCCUCCGCUCGCCUCUACACGCUAUGCGAGGUUAACCUAGACUGGAAGCAAACAUCGCGGGCCAGAGGGGUAGUCAUAUUCCAACAGAGGAAGAGAAACAGAAAGGCACAUGCCACAACCACUACCGUAGCGACAACAAACACAGAUCGCAAGAGAACAACCAAAGCCACCCGAGACAGCAAAGGCACGUCAUCGCUCGUGGGGUUGGUGCAACAGAAGUGCAGUGAUGGCGGGGGGGGGAUUAGUCAAUCAAGGGCUUCAAUACGGCACAUGUCGCGCUUCUCGGUCCGCCUCUUCUCGUGUGCUUUCUUCCCUCGCCGUCUCGU
This is a messenger RNA of Ectocarpus sp. CCAP 1310/34, 3088 nucleotides long. Lineage: Eukaryota; Phaeophyceae; Ectocarpales; Ectocarpaceae. The record is from the annotation of a GenBank genome assembly.